GGCCAUGGCGAAGCUAGUGGUGCUCACCCUCCUGGGACUGGCGCUCGCAGCCUUCAGGGAACACCGGUCUUCUUACCAAACACGAUUUAAUGCUUUCCGAGAAGUAAAACCUGUAGACCUUCCUAGGUGUAAUUUAAUUAAAGGAAUAGAAAAUGGCUCGGAAGACUUGGAGAUACUUCCUAAUGGUCUGGCUUUCAUCAGUACUGGAUUACAAUACCCCGGAAUAAAGAGUUUUGAUCCUAGUAAGCCUGGAAAAAUACUUCUGAUGGACCUGAAUGAAGAAGAUCCAUCAGUGUUGGAGUUGAGUAUCACUGGAAGUAAAUUGGAUUUAUCUUCAUUUAACCCUCAUGGAAUUAGCACUUUCACCGAUGAAGAUAAUACCGUGUAUCUGCUGGUGGUAAACCAUCCAGAUUACAAGUCCACAAUUGAGUUGUUUAAAUUUCAAGAAGAAGAAAAAUCACUUUUGCAUCUGAAAACCAUCAGACACAGACUUCUGCCUAAUGUGAAUGACAUUGUCGCCGUAGGACCUGAGCAGUUUUAUGCCACAAACGAUCACUAUUUUGUUAACCAAUACUUGAGAUCCUGGGAGUUACAUUUGGGUUUAGCAUGGUCAUAUGUUGUCUACUACAGUCCAAAUGAAGUUCAAGUGGUGGCAGAAGGAUUUGAUUUUGCAAAUGGAAUCAAUAUUUCACCUGAUGGCAAGCAUGUCUAUAUAGCUGAAUUGCUGGCUCAUAAGAUUCAUGUGUAUGAAAAGCACGCUAAUUGGACUUUAACUCCAUUGAAGACCCUGGAUUUUGACACACUUGUGGAUAAUAUAUCCGUGGAUCCUGUGACAGGGGACCUUUGGGUUGGAUGUCAUCCCAAUGGCAUAAAAAUCUUCUUCUACGACGCAGAGAAGCCUCCUGCAUCAGAGGUGCUCCAAAUCCAGAACAUUUUAACAGAUGAACCCAAAGUCACACUGGUAUAUGCAGAAAAUGGCACAGUGUUACAAGGAAGUACCGUGGCCUCUGUGUACAAAGGGAAACUGCUGAUUGGCACCGUGUUCCACAAAGCUCUUUACUGCAAGCUCUGACAGGCUGAUUUGCACCCAAGUCAUGAAACUAUGAACCCAUCAUUUCAACUACUUACCACAUGGAAGAGGCUAUGGUGAUCUCUAAACAUGACGAUUGACCCUAAAUUGGACAUCCAAGGGAUGGAACCACUGUCUAACUGGGAAUAGAUAUGAUGUGUAAGGCUUUUUGAGAGGGGAAUAUCAAACUCAUCUUGGGAAUACCUGAAAACUUAGUUACCAAUAAAAAUUCCCUUC
This is a messenger RNA of Condylura cristata (star-nosed mole), 1306 nucleotides long. RefSeq names its product paraoxonase 1 (gene PON1). Gene Ontology annotation, molecular function: arylesterase activity; aryldialkylphosphatase activity. NCBI's taxonomy places the organism in Eukaryota, Metazoa, Chordata, Mammalia, Eulipotyphla, Talpidae. The record is from RefSeq and is a predicted model, not a curated record. The transcript is spliced from 9 exons. Bases 5 to 1072 code for a protein of 355 amino acids. Gene Ontology annotation, cellular component: extracellular region.